CACUCCAAGAUCGACGACGGUCCAGUACGAGGGAGCGUUCUCCCCAUUCGAUCGAUCACGAGCAUCGUAGUACGAACGUUUUGAAAAAGUGCGCUACUAUGAAGCCGAAGAAAUUGGGAAUAAUCGGCGGAUCGAUGCUCGCUUUCGGAGUGCUCUUCUGUGCAGUGAUCUUUCCUCCCUUUCUGAGAUCGCAAAUCAAGAAGCAAGUAGCGUUGAAAGACGGCUCUGAGAUGCGAGAUCUGUGGUCGAAUUUCCCUCUUCCCUUGGACUUUAUGAUUUACCUUUUCAACGUGACAAAUCCUACCGAAAUAAUGGCAGGAGGGAAGCCUAUUCUGAAAGAGAUAGGACCAUUCUUUUACGACGAGUACAAGCAAAAAGUGGACCUCGUGGACAGAGAAGAAGACGACAGCCUGGAGUACGGUUUGAAAGCAACGUGGUAUUUCAAUCCGUCGCGAAGCAACGGUCUGACCGGCGAGGAAGAGAUCGUGUUCCCUCAUGUUCUUAUCCUCAGUAUGAUUAAAGUUACCCUCAUGGAACAACCGGCCGCGAUCGGGAUUCUCAAUAAAGGAGUGGAUAGUAUUUUCAAGAAACCUAACUCGGUGUUCGUGAGAGCGAAAGUGAGGGAGAUACUUUUCGAUGGUUUGCCUGUGGAUUGCACUGUGAAGGACUUUGCUGGAUCCGCGAUUUGCAGCGUUUUGAAAACAAAGCCUGACGCUUUAAUACCGGAUGGCGAAGGACGUUAUUUAUUCUCCCUUUUUGGUCCUAAAAACGGGACCGUUCUUCCGGAGCGUAUACGAGUGCUGCGCGGGAUCAAGAAUUACAAAGAUCUGGGACGAGUGACGGAGUUCGAUGGGAAACCUGCGUUGUCUCUAUGGACCGCGGACCAUUGCAACGAAUUCAACGGCACGGACUCCACGAUCUUUCCGCCGUUGCUCACGGAGGAAGACGAUAUCGUCUCGUUUGCUCCUGAUAUUUGUAGAAGCUUGGGCGCCCAUUUCACCGAGAAAACCAAAGUUAAAGGUGUCAAUACGUAUCAUUACAAAGCCGACUUGGGAGAUAUGAGUACGAAUCCCAUGGAGAAGUGUUUUUGCCCUACACCGGACACUUGUUUGACGAAAAAUUUGAUGGAUCUGUUCAAGUGCGUGGGCGCACCACUGAUCGCUUCCUUGCCACAUUUGCUUGGAUCGGAUGAAAAGUAUCGGCAACUGGUCGAUGGACUUCACCCAAACGAGGAGGACCACGGGAUUUCCAUGGACUUCGAACCACUGACAGCCACCCCGAUAAGCGCGCACAAGAGGCUGCAAUUUAACAUGUUUCUACACCCUAUUGAAAAGUUCAAGCUGAUGAAAAAAUUUCCAGAAUGUUUGUUCCCGCUGUUCUGGGUCGAGGAGGGUAUACUACUCGACGAUCAGUUUGUGAAGAAAGUAAAGACGGUGUUCAUGGCGAUAAGCGUGGUUGGGUUUCUAAAAUGGUUGACGAUACUGGGUGGUAUCUGCGUGAGCGGUGCAGCUGCCGCGAUGAUCUUCAAGAACAGAGGCAAGGGUUCGUUGGACAUCACGAAGGUAACGCCGCAGUCGCAAAACGGGAAGGACGGGGAGCAAAAGAAGUGGCCUAAUCAGAUGAACAUUAGCACGAUACAGAGUGCAGCGGUACCGCCAAAUCUGGACGCGAAUUAGACACGAUUCGUUCACUUUCGUUCGCCAAUUCGAAGGAAAACGAACAGAUUUUCGGAUCAUGAAAGUAUCUUGGAUACGAGUUAGAAAAUCAAUGAUACCUGAAAUAUUGUAUAUUAAAUCGGGAAACGUAAUAGACGUUGGAGUUGCAGUGUUAGGUUUCUAUUGGAGAGAACGAUCGACGUGACGUGCCACAGGAGACGAUUUAGCAAUCGUUGAUAUUCGAAUCGUUAUCA
Messenger RNA from Habropoda laboriosa, 1909 nucleotides. Its product is annotated as sensory neuron membrane protein 1-like. Gene Ontology annotation, cellular component: cytoplasm; membrane. The record is from RefSeq and is a predicted model, not a curated record. Gene Ontology annotation, molecular function: scavenger receptor activity. Bases 99 to 1676 code for a protein of 525 amino acids. The transcript is spliced from 9 exons. NCBI's taxonomy places the organism in Eukaryota, Metazoa, Arthropoda, Insecta, Hymenoptera, Apidae.